This is a messenger RNA of Cololabis saira (Pacific saury), 1539 nucleotides long. RefSeq names its product exosome component 9 (gene exosc9). Gene Ontology annotation, cellular component: cytoplasmic exosome (RNase complex); nuclear exosome (RNase complex). The record is from RefSeq and is a predicted model, not a curated record. The transcript is spliced from 12 exons. Lineage: Eukaryota; Metazoa; Chordata; Actinopteri; Beloniformes; Belonidae. The coding region runs from base 116 to 1417 and encodes 433 amino acids. Gene Ontology annotation, biological process: U5 snRNA 3'-end processing; U4 snRNA 3'-end processing; nuclear polyadenylation-dependent mRNA catabolic process.
GUAAAUGGUGUCCCUCUGCGCAUGCGCGACUCAGCCACGGGUAAACAUUGAUGGCGUCCACAUGGUUAUUUUGAAAGUGAAGUAAAACGUUUCAACACAACCGAAAGAGCACAGAAUGAAGGACACACCGCUGUCCAACUGCGAACGAGACUUCUUGCUGAAGGCCAUCGAAGAGAGAAAGCGGCUGGAUGGACGGCAGACGUACGACUACAGGAGGAUAAAGAUCACUUUCGGGACGGACUAUGGAUGCUGCUUUGUGGAUUUGGGACAAACCAAGGUCAUGGCCCAGGUGUCGUGUGAGCUGGUGGCGCCCAAGGAGAACCGUCCCAACGAGGGAAUCAUGUUCUUCAACAUCGAGCUGUCGCCGAUGGCCUCGCCGGCGUUUGAGCAGGGAAGACAAUCUGAGCUGUCGGUGAAGCUGAACAGACAGCUGGAGAGAUGCCUGCGGAGCUCCAAGUGCAUCGAUACGGAGUCUCUGUGCGUGGUGUCUGGAGAGAAGGUGUGGCAGAUCCGAGUGGACGUCCACACGCUGAAUAAUGAAGGGAACCUGAUGGAUGCCGCCAGCCUCGCCGCCAUCACGGCUCUGUGCCACUUCAGGCGGCCCGACGUCGGCGUCCAGGGAGACGAGGUCACAGUGUACAGCUCGGAGGAGAGAGAUCCCAUUCCUCUGAGCAUCUACCACAUGCCCAUCAGCGUCAGCUUCGCCUUCUUCCAACAAGGGACGUACCUGCUGGUGGACCCGUCGGAGCGCGAGGAGCGAGUGAUGGACGGCUUGUUGAUGAUCGCCAUGAACAAGCACAGAGAGAUCUGCUCCAUCCAGUCCAGCGGAGGCAUCAUGCUGCUUAAAGAGCAGGUGAUGAGGUGCAGUAAAGUAGCCAGCGUCAAGGUGUCUGAAAUCACAGAGCUCAUCAGCAAAGCGCUUUUGAACGACAAGACUGCCAGGAAAGCAGGCGGGAGGUGCGGUUUUGCAGAGUCCAUGCCUCAGGAGCGAAUCACAGCCCUCAAAACGGACGAUACGGCGGUGGAGAUGACAGACGCGACCGAAAGAGCCGAUGGCAUCGUGCAGAGGGCGGACACUUCUCCUCCAGCGGUAACUUCACCGCUGCUCCCGGUCCCAGGGGUCGGCCAGGUGGGGCAGAGUGUGCAGAACACCUGGGGACUGGAGGACGACGAGGAAGAGGAGGAGGAGGAGGAGGAGGAGGAGGAGGAAGAAGACGACAGUGAAGACGUGAUAGCGAUGGAUGACGAACAACAGACAAAGGAUGACACCAGAGAAGGGGAUGUGGUGGAGAUAUCGGACAGCGAGGAGGAGGAGGUGGUGAUACUGCAACCAGAGACGGCGAAGAAAGAAAAAAAUACAGGGCUCAGUUCCAACCAGAAGGGGGCAGCAACGUCCAAGAAAAGGCAGAAAAAAUGAGGAAAAGUGUGGAAGCCAGCCGACUUGACAGCUGACUGUUGCUUUGUAAAAUGGAAAAAAAAAGUUUUGUUUGUUUUUUUUACCAAAAAUAUGUAAAAACAACCCAAUAAAGACAUUUUUAC